Anoplophora glabripennis (Asian longhorned beetle) is the source of this 6234-nucleotide messenger RNA. RefSeq lists its product as uncharacterized. Gene Ontology annotation, molecular function: guanyl-nucleotide exchange factor activity; protein binding. Gene Ontology annotation, biological process: signal transduction. The record is from RefSeq and is a predicted model, not a curated record. Gene Ontology annotation, cellular component: nucleus; plasma membrane. The transcript has 21 exons. Bases 1 to 6066 code for a protein of 2021 amino acids. NCBI's taxonomy places the organism in Eukaryota, Metazoa, Arthropoda, Insecta, Coleoptera, Cerambycidae.
AUGCUGAAGUGGACUGUAAUACCACGCCGCGACGCCGAAAAACCCGACGCCUCGCGCCCUCUAUCGCCCACCUGCCGGACCGACGCCAAGCUGACUACGCCGAAAAGCAAAUCGAAGAGGCGGCGCUCGAGCACGGCGCGGCGCUCAAGCCUUCACAAACGCAGCAGUCUCGACGCCCUGGAAGCCGACAAGGAGAAUCAGUUCACCUCGACGCCCAUCAAGUCUUCGGACAACUUCCUGCAGUUGGAAGCGCUGCGGGACGUCAGCAACCUGACGCCUACGGAUAAGAGGAGGAUACCCUCCGCUAAGAAGUGUAAGAGCGACAGGAAACAUGCCGCACCGGCCACGAGUCCUAGACUGCAGCACAAGAAGAAGAAGCGGUGCAGGAACUCGCAUGGUAUCGACGCUAACAGUCAGUGCAGCAACUACUUCAAACCCUUUGAAACUGUGGACUCCCACAUUGAAGGCAUCUUGAAUGACGAGGCUUGCAACUGUAAAAGAACCUCUGGUUCUUGCAUUAAAAGAGUUCCUGAUAUCUACGCCCCUACCUUACCGAUGAUCUACACCCCUUGUCCUCUAAGAACGCCUCUUUGCAGAAACGGGGCAAGCCUACAACCCUUGGCGAAAGCAUUAGAGGAAGAAAGCAUCCCCCCCAAUAAAAAACCGAAAAUAGACCACAUCAACGAUUUCUUACAACAAAUCACUCACGUUUCCUCACCGGAGACUAGCAACUUACAAUUUCCCGGUCUCAUACUGAACUCCACCACCAAGAUAUUCCCGAAAGAAUUAAAAGUAUCUCCUCUAGUCAAGAAAUUCCUAGAUUUAAAGUUCAACAAAGUCAGUGUAGAUAGUAGGCUAGAAACCAACUCCAAUGAUUCCUCCCUCAUCAACGACAUGUCUUUGGACAAAAUAGUAGACGCUAUACUUGAUACCACGGACGACAGCAUCAGGCCGACAGUUAGAAGAGCUCUUAACACUAGUCUUAUAGUAAACGUAAACGAGAACGACUUAAAUGAAACUCGAGAACACGAACAAAAGACGUUUGGCGUUGAAAAUGUUUCAGAAAACUCUUCAGAUUCUGGGUUCAGAAGCUCCACCACCGAAAAUCGACACCAGCUGGAUAUUAACUUCAUCUGCAAAUGCAACAACAACAACAGGGAAAAAAUAAUCGAUAGUAACAUCCCCAUUGACAAAACCCUUAUUCCAAUCGACGAAACCUUCAAUGAAAGGUGUGUCGAUGAAGAUUUAAGCAGUAGAAAGAGGCCUUCUUCUACAGUUCUGGACUGUGAAACGAACUCUAAAAGGGUGUUUUUGGAUAAGUCUCUGGGAGAAACCACAAACUUCACUCUUAAGAGACAGAAGUGUAUCCGGCGGCGUAGGACUGAUGAGAUGAGGAAAAUGAAGUGUUACAGCGCGGGAAAAAAUAGCGUGUUUUGUGAAAUAGGGAACAGUUCGUAUAGCUCGUCGAAGAUCAUGGAUUUCGAGAGCACACCUCUUAGAAACUGCUAUUUAGAGAAUAAAGAAAUCGGCGCGGAUACGUUGGUUAUGGAGACGCCUAUGGAGGAAUUCAGGGGUAUAAGGAGGUGUCUUUUGUUCGACUCUCCAAAAACGAACGAUUCCACAAGUCUGUCGGAGAGUACGUCGACCACCAGAAGUGGGAUAAUCGACGUGAGGGGAUCCAUAGAUCUUAAAAUAAAUUCUGAAGAUGAUGUGAUAUUUAUCAAUGUUAUAAGAUGCAAGGACCUCUACAGGCCCAAUGGGGAAAAAAUAAACGCCUACGUCAAGGUCGCCCUGAGUGAUCGAUUGGGGGACAGCAGGAGGAAGAGGCACGCCGUCCUGCAGCGAACGGCCGUGCAGGGAGACUCGGCCAGACCGCACUUCAAUCACACCUUCAGGAUACCGGCGGCCGCCGGCGGCGGCGACGUCCAGAAGAGGAUACACGUGGAGGUGUGGCACAGGGACAGGACGACCAGAACCAGUGAAUUUCUCGGAUGCACGUCGUUCGACGUUAGAGAUGCUAUUGAUACGGGAUUUAGCGGCUCUUACAGACUGCUACCUCAAUCGACUGGCCGGUGCACGCACGUGCCGAUAACACAGGACGCCGCGACGACAGACGUACAGACCGACGCCAAGAUGUGCGAGAGCCAGUCCAGCGUGGACGAGCUCAUGAGCCUGGAGGACCUGGAGAACGACCUGAAGAAGUCCACGUGCAAGUCCGUGCUCAGCGAGCAGCAGAAGUACGCCGACGAGAACCUCUUCCUGAGGUACCUGGAGCUCGACCCCACGGAAGGUCCGGACGCCACGUCCGCCGCCACCCAGAGGAAGGCCACCGGGAACAGGAACGGCAGGACACCGUUCACGUGCACCAAGAGGCUGAUAAGGCCGCCCAAGUCCGGCUUCGGGUUCUCGGUGGUGUGGACUCACCCCCCUAGGAUAGAGAGGGUGGAGAAGGGGUUGCCCGCCGAGAGGGCGGGGAUCCUCCCCGGGGACUACAUCAUCUUCGUGGACAAGCACAACGUGGUCAUGAUGCCGGAGAUUGAUAUUUUGAAUUUAAUUAGAUCUUACGGAAGUCAAUUAACCCUGGAGAUAUUCAGACGCAACCCGUCUAGGAACGGGUCCGUGCCCAGCGUGAAGAGGGUGUCCACGCCCCUAGCCACCUCGGGAACGCUAGGCAGCAGCUCCAUCCUUCCCGUGACCUCCGUCACGUCCUCCUCGAACCUGGUGCAACGCAGGCCGUCGACGGUGUGCUCCACCAACACGACUUCCGUGGAUUACAGCAGGAGGAAGCUGCAUCUGCCCCAGGUCACCUUCAGCGCCGAGAAGCCGACAAGUAACCCUGACGAGAACCGCAAGAAGGCGAUGUACCAAUUAAUCAGCAAGGAGCAACAAUACGCGACAGGGCUGCAAUUCGCCAUAGCGAGGUUCGUCUCCGCUCUAGCCGAGAGAAAGGACCUCAUCACCCCCUCCGAGCACAGGAUAUUAUUCCAGAACUGCGAGGAGAUCCUCCGCAUAACGGAAGACAUCCUCGACCACCUGGUGCAGGAAGACGGGGAACCCCAGCUCCACCACUUGACGAGGACCUACCACCUAAAACUGCACGAGAUCACGUCGGCGUACAAGCGGUACUGCUCAGGAAUCAAAAAGGCGGACUGCAUCCUGGCCAAUAAGACGAAGAACUCCAACUCGGACUUUACUAGGUUCCUGCAGGUGCCUCAGAUACCUAGGCGACGGCCGGAUAUCACCACGUUCAUCCACAAACCCCUAGAACACUACAGGGACAUGCUGAGGUUGCUGAUGACCGUGCAGAACAAUACCAAACCCAAUCAUGAUGAUUUUCCUGUGAUAACUCAAGUUGUGCACGACUUACAAUUAACUUAUAGAGAAAUAACUUCGGAAGCAGGACUCAUGGAGCCUGUAGGGGAGGGUAGACCCCUACUAACUGUUCAAGAUUUAGAAAAUAGGCUAGUUUUUACUAAAUGCAAACCUUUUGUACUUAAUAAACCAGGGCGACAGUGGAUUUUCGGUGGUGACCUUGGCAGGGUGGAGGGUAGAAACGUCCGACAGUACUGGACCUUGCUGUUCAGCGACCUGCUACUUUUCGCGAAGGCUUCUAGGGACCGCGUCUUGUUCGUCAUCGAGGAACCGCUACCCUUGGCGCAUAUAACCGAUAUGUUUUUUAACGUGAGAAAAAAAGACACUGAAUUUAGGAUAACAAUCAACCCGGAGGGGGCUAAGGCGCAGAGCCCCACUGUGCACUGUGGCCCCGACCUGACCAGGACGCCUAGGAAGAACGCCAACAAGAAAACUGUGAUCUUAAGAGCCCCCACCCUCGAACUGAAGGCCGUGUGGCAGAACUUGCUGCAGCGACAGAUCUUCCACCUGAACUCCGGCAUGGACGGCAGCUCGGUUAGUUCUCCAUUAGAAUCCCCCGACGCCCCCAUCACCUCCUCCGUGGUCACCCUGCAGUCGGCAGAGUCGCUCACGUUGCAGCGUCGUCAGACCCCGCAAAACCUAAACCAAAACUGUCAAAACGAAAGUAAAGAGAUACAAAAACAAAUAGACGCCCUUAUUGAGCAUAAGUGCAAACAGUUGUGCAAAACUAGUUUUAAUAGCAAGUGCAACGCCGUCCACCUGGAGCAGUGGAUGAAGGGCCAGCUGGACGGCCAGACCCGGGCCUGUGAGACGCCCGAGAUGGAGCCCGUGUACGAGGAGUGGACGGAGGAGAUGCUCAGGAAACGGUCGGAGGAGCUGAUGCUGAUCGACGCUCAGGGUAACGUGACGUGUUCAGCGAUGGAUGUCAGGAGGAGUGAGAGCAGGUGCGAGGAGAUGUUGUCCGACGCGGAUCAGAGUCCCUCCAAGAGUACCACGACGGAGAGCCAGGUGACAGUCAGAUCGAGCCCCCUGAUGCCCGAAACAGUGCCGGUUUGCCGACAGUGCCACAAGAACUGCCUGAGCAGCAACGCAACGGCCAAUGGCAGCAUAAAAACAUACAGCGACUGCAACAACAGCGGGGAAAACGUGAAGACCUCCGAACCAAAAAUCGACAACAGAACCGACAGUGAAGGGAACGAAUGGCAGCCUCUUGUACUUUUGGGACUGAUGGCCAAUCCAGUAACCAGCCUGCUGAAAAUGGACCCUUUCUCGACCCCCCUUCCUAAAAUCUCCGUAGUACCUGCCACACCAGAGAGUUCCAUUAAAACCAGCAGUACCGAAAAUAGGAACAGGCAAGAUCCCCUUCAGUGCCAAAACUUAAAACAUUUCGAUCUUUGCAACGAUGUGGACAAUUCGCCAGACGACUCGCCCCAAACCGAGGAACACCCCUACCACUCCCUCAGCAGUUCAAUAGCCACCCUUAGAAGGUUCGGGACAGUGUCUAGUCUGGAACGUUUCGGCUCCGAAGGUCACGAGGACGCUUGGGAGAACAACAUCUCAUCGGAAAGCGAAGAGGAUGAGGAGGAAGACGAAGAAAAAUUGGAAGAAGAGGAAGAAAUGUACGAAAGGAGCUACCGCGGAGGAGUAGACAACGAGGCGUUCAAUCCUUCCGCCAUCAGGCACUGGACUGUUAGAGCGGGGACUUUCGUCGCGGAAAAAAUGGCGUUCUUCGAGAAGUUAGGCGAAGAUUAUAGGAGUGGAGGAUUUUUUGAUAGGUAUCUGAGGUCGGCGGACAAGGCCGUCAACGGUGAAGACCAGCAAGAGGACGAAACGUCGGGGGCUACGUCGGGGGAGGAGAUAUGGGGGACUCCCACAAGCGGAGAGGAUCUGGAUGACACACCUAAUUCACCGAAUUAUGAAGGCAAACAGUCGCCAAACGAUGGAUCUCUGUCUUCGGAUUUCGGGGACGACACGGAAAUAAUGAUGGACGAACUCCUGAUGACGCCCCCGAUCAGUGGAGCUGUAAUGAGGGGGCUGUUGCCUAGAAGAACCUUGGAGCCGCUCAUAGAAGAGGGUUCCGAAACGUCGUCUUCUUCAUCGAUCGACCCACCCACGGAACCGUCGGUAUCUCCAGAACAGGGCAGCGGAACUGGAGAUGCUGCUGACACAUGUUCGGGUGCUGCGGCAAGCCCCGCGGGGAGCGAUCCUCCUCCUCCGGCAAGUCCUACCGCCGGGUACGACGCUCCGGAGACGACGCCUUCUCCGCCAGCGGAUACUAUUUCGACACCGACGGAGCCAGCACCGACGAAGAUUCACCGGUCGGAAAGCUAUCGCCGUAUUAUAGAGGCUGCCGAAAACGCAGACGACGACGCCGCCGAAAGCACAUUCUUCUUCAAUCGGUUCAAGCCGACAGCCAAGUUUGUAAAUAUUGAGAGGGUGCCGAGGUCCAAAAGCGUUAAAAUAUUUGAAUUUUUCAAUGUGCGCAAACCGGAGCGAAGGAUAUACGAAACGUUCCCUGAAGGUAGACAUUUAAUAAAAGUAUUCAGCGCUGAGGAUUCGGAAACAGACAGCAUCCACUCCUCGUAUUCGCCUAAGCAACUCUCUCCGCGACGAUUGAAGGACAAGCAACUCGACAGGAGAUUCUGGAAGCAGCUGAGCAGAAGGAGGGGAAGCAAAGUGAACGUUCCGGCCUAAAGUAGUGAAUUCAAAAACGUUUUUUGUAACGAACAGGUGUUGUUGAUAUCCAUUUUUUUAUGUAUAAGCUCAAUCCAAGUGAUACAAGUGCUUCGAAUAAAAGGUGUGCAGAAAAAAGAACUCUUAAGAAAUUAACUCACCUAGAUCAUUUGCAUGGUGCAUAUUGCC